UUUAUUUGAUGAAACUUUAGGGUGUCCAAUAUUUGCUUCAGACCCUCAAUAAUGGUAAAGUGAUAAAAACUGCAUUUUUAAAACACAUUUAACAUCCAUAAAACCCCUUAAAAACCCAGAAAAAACUCUGUUUGAAGUUUCCACCUGGUACCAAAAAUGGGGAAGAACAGCAAGAAACAGAAGCAUCAACAAAAACCUUCAUCUCGUCAAAGAAACUCUCAUUUUCCUCCAGAAGAUGAAGAUUACAACUUUAAUGGUUGUUCUGAUCAAUGCCCACCUUCUCUUUCUCUCUCCAAUAGUGAGGAAGAAAGUCAAGAAGAAGAAGAAAAUCAAAAUAAAUCUGACCCACAAAAUCCCCACAACUCUUUUUUAGUUGAUGACUUAAUUCCUUCAAAGUUUUCUCUUUAUCAACAAUCUGUUCAGUCACCAAAAGGUGAUAUAAGCUAUUUGCAGAAGUUUUUCUUGAUGUAUGUUGGUGGAAGAGCACCUCUUCAUUUACAGGAGGAUUUUUGUGGCACUGCUCUUCUUAGUACAGAGUGGCUUCGAACUGACCCUCGGAGGACUGCUGUAGGUGUAGAUUUUGACCUUGAGGCACUUAUGUGGUGCAUGGGAAACAAUGUCGACAAAGUUGGCAAUGACAGCAGUUCAAGGAUAUCUCUUUUUCAUGGAAAUGUUUUGCAGCCUUUUGAGGCUAAACUUGUCACAUUGAAUCCCGAGGAUCUCAUUCAGAAAGUAACUAUCCAAGAGAGUAAUGAUGUCACAUUAAAAAUUCCAGCAGAAAACUCACUGAAUCCAGCAGCUUCAGUUAGUGGUGGAAGUUUGAAGAAGGAUAUCUCGUUGUCUGCAAGGGAUAUUGUGUGUGCUUUUAAUUAUAGUUGUUGCUGCCUGCAUAAGCGGAAAGAGCUCGUUGCUUACUUCAAGCAUGCCCUUGAUGCUUUGUCCAAGAAGGGUGGUAUAUUUGUCAUGGAUUUAUAUGGUGGUACUUCAUCUGAGCAUGAAUUGAAACUCCAGAGGAAGUUUCCCAACUUCAAGUAUACCUGGGAGCAAGCAGAAUUUGAUGUCAUUCAGCGGAAGACCAGAAUCAGUCUCCAUUAUCAACUAUACAAACCGCAGAAGAAAAUCCGCAAUGCCUUUUCCUAUAGCUGGAGGCUGUGGUCAUUGCCUGAGAUAAGGGAUUGCUUGGAAGAAGCUGGUUUCCGAGCUAUUCAUUUUUGGAUAAGAGAGAUGCCUGACACUGAAAGAAACAGAAGCACUCGUGGAUUUGGCACCUCACGAGAUGAUAAAUAUGAAGAGGUCUCAAGUUUUCAGCAACAGGAUGCUUGGAAUGCUUAUGUUGUAGCUGUGGCUUAACUAUUUUCUUCCAAUUCAGACAGCAAGUUGCUAAAGGGCAAAGGCUACAAUGCGAAAGAUUAUGUUCACUCUAAGGGCUACUGGUAUGCUUUCUUUGGCCGAUCAGCUGUGGUUUUUCGAGUUGUUUUUGUUUGCUUUAUGAAUUUGAGUCUCGAGAAUUCAGUAUACGAAUGAAAUUAUGGCGUUACUAGGCUUGAUGAAUAAUGGCUCCUUUGUACACAAGAAAAUGUUGCGCAUGGUAAUUAAGUUAUGCAAAAGCUAAAAGGAAAACAUGUUCACUAGCGAACAAGCGAUAGGAAUUGACGUGAACCAAGUAGAUUUACUAUAUUGUCCCCCUUUCAUAUGUUCACGGGUGACUGUAAUCUCAUCACUCUUUAUUCAUUGUAUGCCUAGAGAGGUUUAUUUGUCU
Messenger RNA from Beta vulgaris subsp. vulgaris (sugar beet), 1759 nucleotides. RefSeq lists its product as hypothetical. Bases 157 to 1350 code for a protein of 397 amino acids. The record is from RefSeq and is a predicted model, not a curated record. The transcript is spliced from 5 exons. NCBI's taxonomy places the organism in Eukaryota, Viridiplantae, Streptophyta, Magnoliopsida, Caryophyllales, Amaranthaceae.